Molecule: messenger RNA, 3457 nt
Organism: Cucumis melo (muskmelon)
Lineage: Eukaryota; Viridiplantae; Streptophyta; Magnoliopsida; Cucurbitales; Cucurbitaceae
Product: FT-interacting protein 3
Exons: 3
Coding region: 641-2965 (774 amino acids)
Source: RefSeq, a predicted model, not a curated record
UAGAAGAAGGGUUGUUGAUUCUCCAUUAUAUUAUAUGUGUAUGUUUGUGUGUGUGUUUAUAAAUAAUUAUUAAGCUCCAAGCAACAGAGAAAUUCAUGGCACCUGUGAGCUCCCAUGGUGGUCCUUCACACGCUUCAUUUGGGUCCCUCCACCUUCCAUACUAAAUACUCUACUCCACACCACAAUCCCUUCUAACCAUUUCUGUAUAUUUCUCGCAGAUUCAUCAGAUCCCAACCCAUAAAGCAAUUCUGCAAAAAGCAAAAGCACUUCUGCUCUGCUAACCCCUCUUUCCUUUCCUUUUUCUCCUCGUUUUCCCUCUUUAUCCUCCUCACUCCCCCUUCUCUUCCUUAUCUCUUUGGAACUUCACCAUUUUUCUUUUCCUCAACUGGGUUUCUCUUGCCGAUCAUUCUUUUUCUCAUCAUACUUGCUGUCCUCUCAUCAAUCGCCUUCAACCCAUUUUAGGGUUCUGGCACUUAGAUCUGAAACCGUCCGACAAGAACUGUUUGGAUUUCUAGUACUACUUUUGAGGCUUCUGAGAACUGUUUGACAUAAUUUGGAUUCAAUCUUCAGCUUCGGUGAAGAAAUCUGACCCUACUUUGUCUACUAAUUAUUUUGGAUCCGUUUCCUUAUCAACAAGAAGAUGCAGAGGCCACCGCCAGAAGAUUUUCUAUUGAAGGAGACCAAUCCCCAUCUUGGUGGGGGGAAGGUCACUGGAGAUAAGCUCACGAGCACGUAUGAUCUCGUUGAGCAAAUGCAGUAUCUCUACGUCCGUGUUGUCAAAGCGAAAGACUUGCCUGGAAAGGAUGUUACUGGUAGCUGUGACCCUUAUGUAGAGGUGAAGCUUGGGAACUACAAGGGUACAACUCGACAUUUUGAGAAGAAAUCGAAUCCUGAGUGGAACCAGGUUUUUGCCUUCUCGAAAGACCGGAUUCAGUCUUCAGUGCUUGAGGUUACUGUAAAGGAUAAAGAUUUUGUGAAGGAUGAUUUCAUGGGUCGUGUUUUAUUCGACAUGAAUGAGAUUCCAAAGCGCGUUCCACCCGACAGUCCAUUGGCUCCUCAGUGGUAUAGACUUGAAGAUAAGAAAGGCGAUAAACUGAAAGGAGAGCUAAUGUUGGCUGUUUGGAUGGGAACUCAAGCUGAUGAAGCAUUUCCUGAAGCAUGGCAUUCAGAUGCUGCAACUGUCAGUGGAACUGAUGGUCUAGCGAAUAUUCGAUCGAAGGUGUAUCUUUCACCUAAGCUCUGGUAUUUAAGGGUUAAUGUUAUCGAAGCUCAGGACUUACAGCCUACUGAUAAGGGUCGAUACCCUGAAGUUUUUGUGAAGGCUGUCCUGGGAAAUCAAGCUUUGAGAACAAGGAUUUCCCAGAACAGGACAAUCAAUCCAUUGUGGAAUGAGGAUUUGAUGUUUGUAGCUGCAGAACCAUUUGAGGAACCCUUGAUUUUGAGUGUCGAGGACCGAGUUGCUCCGAAUAAGGAUGAAACCCUUGGUAGAUGUGCGAUUCCUUUGCAAUAUGUGGACCGGAGAUUGGACCAUAAACCUGUGAACAGCAAAUGGUACAAUCUGGAGAAGCAUAUUAUCCUUGAAGGAGAAAAGAAGAAAGAAAUCAAGUUCGCUAGCAGAAUUCAUAUGAGGAUCUGUUUGGAAGGUGGUUAUCAUGUUUUGGAUGAAUCAACACACUAUAGCAGUGAUCUUCGUCCUACUGCCAAAGUAUUGUGGAAGCAGAGCAUUGGAGUGUUGGAAUUAGGUAUCCUCAAUGCUCAGGGAUUGAUGCCUAUGAAGACUAAAGAUGGUCGUGGGACAACAGAUGCAUAUUGUGUGGCGAAAUAUGGGCAGAAGUGGGUUCGAACUAGGACGAUCAUUGAUAGCUUCACACCCAAGUGGAAUGAGCAGUAUACUUGGGAAGUUUUCGAUCCAUGCACAGUGGUUACGAUUGGUGUCUUUGAUAAUUGUCAUUUGCUUGGGGGAGAUAAAGGUGGAGGGACAAAGGAUUCACGGAUUGGAAAGGUGAGGAUACGUCUUUCAACUCUCGAAACAGACCGAGUUUACACACACUCGUAUCCUCUUCUGGUUUUGCAUCCAAAUGGAGUGAAGAAGAUGGGUGAGAUACACUUGGCUGUGAGGUUCACUUGCUCUUCCUUGCUGAACAUGAUGCACAUGUACACACAUCCCCUGCUUCCCAAAAUGCAUUAUAUUCAUCCUUUGACGGUCAGCCAGCUUGAUAGCUUAAGGCAUCAGGCAACGCAGAUCGUAUCAAUGAGGCUGACCCGGGCUGAGCCACCACUGAGGAAGGAAGUAGUUGAAUAUAUGCUGGAUGUCGGUUCCCACAUGUGGAGCAUGCGAAGAAGCAAAGCAAAUUUCUUCAGGAUUAUGGGAGUUUUAAGUGGAUUAAUAGCAGUAGGAAAAUGGUUUGAUCAAAUUUGCAACUGGAAAAACCCCAUUACCACUGUACUGAUACACAUCUUGUUUAUAAUCCUCGUCAUGUACCCAGAGCUAAUCCUGCCCACCAUUUUCCUCUACCUCUUCUUGAUUGGUGUUUGGUAUUACCGUUGGAGGCCAAGGCAUCCGCCACACAUGGACACUCGUUUGUCACAUGCAGACUCUGCACACCCCGAUGAACUUGACGAAGAAUUCGACACAUUCCCAACAUCAAGGCCUGGUGACAUCGUGAGGAUGAGGUACGACCGACUUAGAAGCAUUGCUGGGAGGAUUCAGACUGUUGUGGGGGAUUUAGCGACUCAAGGAGAGAGGUUGCAGUCUUUGCUUAGCUGGAGAGACCCAAGAGCCACUGCCCUGUUUGUUUUGUUCUGUCUUGUUGCUGCUAUUGUCUUAUACGUCACACCAUUCCAAGUUGUGGCCCUGCUUACUGGAUUUUAUGUUUUGAGACACCCCAGAUUCCGCCACAAGCUUCCUUCUGUGCCACUGAAUUUCUUCAGGAGGCUGCCUGCAAGGACUGAUUGUAUGUUGUGAUGAGAGCCUGACCAAUGUCUGCAUCUCCCCUCCAAUUCUCUUGGACUGACCGACAAUGAUGAUGACAUUGCCAUGGUAUUGCAGUUAUUUUUUCUGCAUUUGUCUUUUCAGUUAGAUAAUGAAGACAGGGAGGAAAGAAAGCAAUAGCAUAGCAGUCUUGUUUGCUUCUUGCAUCUUGAGUGGCCAAUUUUUUGUUCUUUUAUGUGAUGUGUAUGACCUUUCUUUUUUUACCCUUUUUUUUCUUAACAAAGCCAAUGUAUUGGCAUGUGGGGUUUUAUUUUUUUUAUUCCUUCCUCUAUGGAUCAUGUUAUAAAAAAUAGAUAUCUUCCCUUCCCUGAAACAGAACAGACCCUUGUGUCAAAAACUCUUCCCAUGUCCAUAUAUUGAUGAUGUUUAACUCCUUCCUUCGUUCUACAUGAACUUGCGAUGUGAUGUGAUCUCUUAGUUUCUUCGAAAAACCCAUUGUUUGUUGAUACAAACACUUUGUGGCUA